CUCAGCUGCUCUGGGUCAAGCGGGGUUUCUGCGAGUUCUCGCUGCACCUCAGCAGGCUGAGGACCGAUCCACCCGAAGCAAUGCAGGUGGCGUCUGUGCUUCUUCUACUCAUCGGCGCUGCCCACGCCACGAGCGGCGAUGCCCCCAUCGGUAAGGUGCUCGAGCUGAUGUCAGGGCUGGAGGCUACGAUCACCAAGGAGGCCGAGGAGGCCGCCAAGCUCAAGGUGGAGAAGGACACCUGGUGCAAGGAUACGGCUGUGAGCCUGGGCUUCGAGAUCCAGACAGGGACAGACGACGUUGCCAGCCUCGAGGCCAAGAUAGCCAAGGAGGCUGCCGCCAUCGGCUCGCUCACGGAGAAGGUCGAGGAGCUCGCAGGCCAGGUCGCCAAGGACGAGAAGGACCUCCAGAUGGCCACCAAGAUCCGUUCUUCCGACGUCGGCGACUUCGAGGCUGAGGAGAAGGAGCUCGUUGCGACCAUCGACACGCUGCAGCGCGCCAUCGGCGUCCUCGAGAGGGAGCUGGCCAAGGCGGGCGGCGCGGCCCUGGUGCAGGAGGGGGAGUCCGAUGCAGCGCCCAGAGCAGCGCUCACUGACCGUGGCCGUUGUGGUCCGAGGCAACCCAAACUGUCGAGGCGAGGCCUGUUUGCCAGGCGCCCGCCUGACAUCUCCAAGUUCAUGGUGGGAGCGUGCAAGCAUGACGGCUGUCGCUGGGGCAAGGACGGCGGAGCUACGCUCACAGCGGCUACAAUCUGCACGUUGUGCAACACGCUGCUGCUCGGAGUGUUGCCCGCAGAGCCCAAACGCCGAGCCGUCGUGAGGUUGCUGCGUGGCCUGCCAGCCGCUGCGCAGGCGAGCCCGGAGUUGGCCGCCACCGCGCGCGCGGCCGUGGCCCCGGCGAGCGCGGAGAAGACCAGGCCCGCGGAGCGCGGGACAGGGUGCCAGCUGAGCAAGACCGACACCAAGGGCGACAACGACCAUAGUGCGCCGGGAGGCGAGGGCGCGCCGAAGGAGACGCCGGAGGGCCACAGUGGCAGCUGGUGGCGCGGUGGUGGAUGGGCCCCGCAGUCCACCGCCACGCGGCCCAGGGAGCCCGCGCAAAACGCGCAGGAGGACCAGCGCAGCAAGGGCGACAGCUCGGGCGGCAGCUGGUGGCGCGGCGGCUGGAACGCCGCGUGGUCGAACACCUCGCGGUCGAGCGCCGAGUGGGGCCAGGUGCCCCUGGGAUGCGCAUUUUCGCCGCGGAGCCUGCGCUGUCCGACGCAGGGGUGGCAGAAGUGGCAGUCCUCGGCGCAGACGCAGGGAACCUGGAAGAAGCGCAAUCACUGGGACUGGCAGGGGGAGGAGGGCGCGGACUGGAAGCGGCAGAAGUACUGGGAGAAGGAGCCCGACGCAAAGGAGCGAGGCCGCGAGCAGAUGUCGGGGAACCGACCGGAAGAGCAGGGGUGGCAAACGGCCGGAGACCGGGGGCUGGGCCAGACGGAGCGCGGCCGCGAGCAGAAACUGGAGCAGAACGCGCAGGAGGUGCAGCGACAGACGGACGCGGAGCAGGGGCGCAAGCAAGAGGACCGCGGCCCCCAGCAGGACUCGGCAGACAUGGAGAAGAACGAGGGCCAAACGGACGCCGUCGAGAAGGGGGGGAAGAAGCGGGACCCGUACGACCACGUGUCAGGCGACGCUCUCCAGGAGACCCAGGAGGAGGCCGACUUCAACGCCGAGAUGCGGUCGUGGCUCGACGAGACGGCAUGGAGGCAGAGCAAGACCCCGAAGAACGGGCAUCUCGUCUGGUUUCACAUCGACUUGCAGGAGUCGUUCUGGCAGAAACCCACCCCUGCAGAGCUCGCCGAGCAGAAGACGAAGGACGAAAUCGUCGUGAAGGCGGCGAAAGUCUUUCUCCGGGGAGGGGGUGCGCAGGGGGCGGCCAUGGCGGGGCGCGUCGGCAUGAGCGAGCAGGAGGUGAAGGACCGGCACGCUGUUCUGCAGGCGGCGGCGAAGCGCAGGGAGCAGAGGCAGGGCCAUCGGCGUCAGAAGUUGCUCGGGAUCUGA
Messenger RNA from Prorocentrum cordatum, 2042 nucleotides. Lineage: Eukaryota; Dinophyceae; Prorocentrales; Prorocentraceae. The record is from the annotation of a GenBank genome assembly.